Pogona vitticeps (central bearded dragon) is the source of this 2281-nucleotide messenger RNA. The record is from RefSeq and is a predicted model, not a curated record. NCBI's taxonomy places the organism in Eukaryota, Metazoa, Chordata, Lepidosauria, Squamata, Agamidae.
GUUGCCCAGCAUUUUACACUGAACCAGAGUAGAGUUGAGGACAUUACACUGAUAGAAGAGGAUUAUAGACUUCUACAAAGUGACAGUUUUGGUGGAGACAUUGAAAUGCCAAGGCAAAGCGGCUUCUUCAGUGACAGUUUCUUAGUUACUCCCAGUCCCAGUGAUGUUUUGGCUGAUCACAGUUCUUUCAGCAUCACUGCAGACAAAAAUGAAUUGGAUGAAUCUUUAUCUAUAUUAAAGCAUGAUGGGUUUGGAGAUGAAGGCAUUGCUGAAGAUAUGAUUGACAAUGUGCUUGGAGCUGAGCAGAAUAGCCUCAUUGCACUCUUUGACACGGAGAGAGAAACUCACCUAUCCCCAAACCUGCCGGGAGAUGAUACCAUAGCUACUCCCAGAUUUGAGCAGGAAGCAAGAAGUCAUCCAAUAAAUGAAACCACGUUGUUAUCUAAUGAAGAAGAAGGUUUUGUGCUUGAACCAAUUGAAGUUUCAGUUCACAUAAAGAGGCAAAGAAGUAAAAGGAAAAGAAGAUUGCUUGUAGAUAUCGAGAAAGAGAUAAGCAGAAGCGCUAUGGAAAAUCAGUUUAUGGACUACAAGGACACGUUAACUACAUUAGAUAUUGCGCCCCCCACAAAAAGGCUAAUGAUUUUGAAGGAGUUGGGUAGUAUGGAUAAACUUCUGAGCACACCUACCCAGCCUUUAAUUAAUGAAGAUUUGAAAAAGCUGUUUAUUAGAAGUCUCAAGAAUGAAAGAAAAACACUUCAGCAGGAGGCAGAAGUAGAAGAACGAAGCAAGGAACAAGCUGCUAAAAAGCCAAGAGAAGAAGGUCCAAAUAACCUACAGGACUCGUUUUCUCUAGAAGCUCGGUCUUUGUUGCAAAAUGACAGAAAUGAAGAAAAUAGUAAUGUAACUUUUGAAGUAACAGAAGCUGCCAACAUUCUGUCCACUUUGUCUGAUGGUGCUUCGCUAGAUGUCUCUGUAAGACAAGAAUCUGAGAAUGAGCAAGCUGCAAAAGAAAAUGAACUUCAAGGGAGUGAUCUAGAGAAUGAAGAAAAAAGGAGAUGUAAGAGAACUCUAGAGUUGUUACAUAUUUUCCAGCGCAUGGACCAGACAGGUGCAAAGUCUUUCAGUUUUCUGGCCCUUUGUAGGAACAACAAGAAAAAACAAGUUGCCAGCAAGUUCCAUAGCUUGCUUGUUCUGAAGAAACAACAAGCUGUCAAAUUGGCUCAGCCUGCUCCCUAUGCAGACAUUCUAGUGACAGUGGGUCCAAAAUUCUAUGUUCUCUGAAGGCUGGAAUGAAACCAUCCUUUUAACCGUCAGCUGCUCUGACUGAAAAAUGUUGCCGUUUCAAAAGUUCUAGAGACAACUUCAUCUCUCCUCUGAAACACGUGACAAAGAGAUCUGCGGGUGGUAUACCUGAAGAAUAAGAAUAAGCAGGGCAGAAAUAUUUUAUUAUGGUUUUUUAAAAGAGGAACUGUUUAACAUGCCUUUCUAGAAGUAGAGUGGCAAACUAGAAGAAAUGCUGUUUUAAAUUUUUUUUAAGUGCUCAGCCAUAAUAUUUUGCCUUUGUUCUAUGUUUUAUUCCUCUUUUCAUUGGGAACAGAAACAGAUUUAACUGUUUCCUUUUCAUACGUUAUUCACAUUGGUUAACACAGAUGUGAAAAAGCAAAUGGCACCACCCACUCAUGAUGCUCAUCUCUGAUAAAAAUGGAAAUGGAAAUCUAUGACACUUAUAUUCUUCUGAGGGUGUGUGUGUUAACACAUACACACACACACACCUUCAUGUUGGUUCCUUGCUUGCACAAUCACAGGAAGGUCCCAGAAAAAGUGUUAUCUGCACCCUUACCCCACCCCAGGUCAUGUGCCACAUAACUUCAAACAUAUGCUGCCAUGCAGGGGCCACCUAAGGAAUGAUAGUUUAUAUUUUUAAGCAAAUUAGAUGUUUUUCCAUAGAGCCCUUCUUAAUUAUGAUGUUCACGCCCAUUUUGUGUGUCUCCUGUCUACAGUCUUUGUAUAUUUUUGAAUUUUUUUGUAAUUCUUUUCUGAUCAGAAGUGCUAAUGGGAUAUGCAAAAAGUAGUAUAAAAGCAAUGGUGAGUCUAUAAUUUCCAUUUUCAGGGUGGAAGGGGGAAUUUUGUCUCUAGGCUAAAAUCCUUAGAAAAUAGUUUAAUGACUUGUUUAAACUUUAUAUUUUUGUGUUUAAAAUACAUAGUUAAAUAUUUAAUGUGUUCUUUUCCCUGUUUUUAAGAUAUUCUGACAUAUUUAUUCUAUUAAAUGAAUGCAUAUUUC